This is a messenger RNA of Penicillium concentricum, 378 nucleotides long. RefSeq lists its product as uncharacterized. Bases 1 to 378 code for a protein of 125 amino acids. Lineage: Eukaryota; Fungi; Ascomycota; Eurotiomycetes; Eurotiales; Aspergillaceae. The record is from RefSeq and is a predicted model, not a curated record. The transcript is spliced from 4 exons.
AUGUCAACCUUGGAAGUCUUCAACCUCAGCUCUCUGUAUUCGCCGACCUCUUUCUCCAACAACCUAUCUCUUGCUUCUACAACACUCCUUACUUACCAUCAAACCGCCAAUAUGAAGCCUGUCGUCUCUGCCUUGAACGCCUGGUCUUGUGUCGUUAUCUCCGUUUUCGCAAUCAUCAUCCUCUCAGUCCUCGGCUCCCUAUACAGCAGCAACAACCACGCAUACACCGGAUCAAAAGAGUCACCUGAAGAUGGUCCCGCCGUCGCUGCCUCCAUUUACACCGCUGUGAUCGUCUACGCUGGCUUCUUCAUUUUCUGCGGUUUCCAGGCUUACCUUCACAUGCGAGACAGCAGGGGAGGUGCUAUAUCACUUCAUUGA